Molecule: messenger RNA, 3396 nt
Organism: Anneissia japonica
Lineage: Eukaryota; Metazoa; Echinodermata; Crinoidea; Comatulida; Comatulidae
Product: SCY1-like protein 2
Biological process (GO): protein phosphorylation
Molecular function (GO): ATP binding; protein kinase activity
Source: RefSeq, a predicted model, not a curated record
UCACCUGUAUGGUGACGUCCUUUCAAAACCAGGAUUUGAGCUUUCGGUAAAAGUGCCCAGCCACGACGAAGAAGACGUGAGAGUUGGGGAUCGUCUAGACAAAACAAGCAAGGACUGCUACUGUACACUUUAACAUGGAUAUGUUUAACAAGCUGAAGAGUACAGUGGGUGGUUUGAUUGGUAAUCCUGUAAAUCGUGAGUUUGAGAUCACUCGUCACAUUGGAAGUGCUGGACCAGGCUGUCUGUGGAAGAUAUAUCAUGCAUUUAAAAAGACUACAAAACAGGAAGUAGCGGUAUUCGUAUUUGAAAAGCGUCUGCUAGAUCAGUACUUGCGAAAAGACCGUGAACUAAUCCUACAAGUGUUAAGACAAGGUGCUACUCGUCUCACAAGGUUACGCCAUCCACGUAUUCUCACUGUCCAGCAUCCAUUGGAAGAAUCCAGGGAUAGCCUUGCAUUUGCUACUGAGCCGGUCUUUGCAAGUCUAGCCAACAUUCUCGGCUACACAGAAAACAUGCCUUCGCCCCCGCCUCCUGAACUUAAGGACCAUGAAAUGUUUGAUGUGGAAGUCAAAUACGGUCUGCUACAGAUUACUGAAGCACUUGCUUUUUUGCAUAAUGAUGUGAAAAUGGUGCAUGGUAACCUCUGUCCUGAGAGUAUUAUCCUCAAUGCAAAUGGUGCAUGGAAAGUAUCUGGCUUUGAUUUCUGCAUUCCAUCAUCAAGUCCAAAUGAUCAGGAGGCUACUUUCAGUCAUAGAGAAUGGAACAGUGAUAUUCCACCAGAUGCCAAUCCAAACCUGAACUAUUUGGCUCCGGAAUAUGUAAUGACCAUGUCAUGUGAUACAGCAAGCGACCUAUUUUCUCUGGGCAUGCUUACAUACACAUUGAUGAAUUCUGGAAAAAAAUUUUAUUCUUGCAAUAAUAAUUUGAAAGUGUUCAAAUUAAAUAUGAAUGAGUUACGUUCUCUUAACCUUGCCAAAUUAAGUAUGCUUCCAGAUGGUUUAAAGGAGUAUGUAAAGAUGUUAUUGAGUUUAACAUCAACUGUACGUCCAGAUGCCGACCAAAUGACCAAAAUUCCAUAUUUUGAUGAUGUUGGUGCAAUGACGCUUCAGUACUUGGAUUCCUUGUAUCAACGUGACAAUCUUCAGAAGUCGCAGUUCUUCAAAGGACUCCCCAAGGUGCUCUCAAAGCUCCCAAAGCGGGUUGUCCAUCAAAGAGUGUUACCUUGCCUGUUCAAAGAGUGCAUAAAUCCAGAUAUGAUUCCUUUUGUUUUACCAAAUAUAUUAUUAAUUGCUGAUGGAUGCACGGAAAAAGAGUACACACAGCUUAUCCUUCCUGAACUAAAACCAAUAUUCAAAAUUCAAGAGCCUGUACAGAUCUUAUUAAUAUUUAUGCAGAGGAUGGAUCUCUUAUUAAGUAAGACACCUCAGUCAGAGAUUAAGAACCAUGUACUACCAAUGCUGUACCGUGCACUUGAAGCGCCCUCACCUCAAAUUCAGGAGUUGUGUUUGAAUAUCUUGCCGACGUUUGCUGGAAUGAUUGAGUACUCGUCCAUGAAAAACGCAAUAAUGCCCAGGAUCCGACAGCUAUGUCUGAACACUGAGAGCCUAGCACGGCAUAGGAAGCGUGGGGAUGAAUUUGAUGUAUGUAAUGCGUUUAUGUACAUGUGUGUUACGCUGAGUAUAAUAAAAACCACCAUGGAACAUAAAAAGCUUGGAAUUACGAAAGAAAUGAGCGCCACCAAGAUUCUCCCGUUCUUAAUUCCUCGUUGCAUAGACAACGCACUAAAUCUAGAACAGUUCAAUGCCUUCAUGUCGGUAAUUAAAGAUAUGAUUUCGAGAAUUGAAACUGAUCAUCGUGGAAAACUAGAACAGUUAUCCUCCAUGCAACAAGAACAAAGACAUGCUUUAAAGUUUGCACGAGAUACACAGGAGAGCCAAAUGGAAGGACCUCCUAAGACUGAUUCCUCCGAUGGUAUUAUGGAUAGUAUGUUCAAAACUUUUGGCCUGACCAGUUUUCUAGGUUCAUCCGCAAAAAAGUUUGAUGCAGCAAAUGAUGAUGGGAAAGAGAGUUCAACAGAAAUGGAACUUCCAACUUCGUCACAAAAGAAGAGUCCACCGAAAGCAAGUAGUGUGUCUUUGACAUUAGAGGAGAAACAAAGGUUGCAGAAGGAACAGGAGCAGCAGCAACGAUAUAAAGAGCAGCAGAAAAUCCAGCCAACGAUGGUGACAACCACUAAAGCCCAACCAAAAAAUCUUACUCAUACUCUAAUGGACUCUAACUUAGCAGGCUUAUCAACAAAGACAAACACUAGCAUGUCAUCAUCACAGCGACCUUUUACUCCCUCUUCUAUGGGAACCUACUCCAGCUCCAAUUCAAGUCACAUGAACUUUGCUUCUAAGCCUGCUCCAUCACAAAAUCAGAAAAUAGACCUGUCAUCGUUUGAUUCCCUCUUGCCAAGUAAACAGAACAGUCAAAAGGUUCCCAUGAACCAAUUAGGUCAAAGGUCAACUGGAAGUGGCCUUGGACAGCCAGGUAUCAUGGGUGGUAGUGGAAUGAAUGGUAACCAAAGAAUAAUGGGAAGUUCAGUAAUGAUGGGAAGUCAAGGUAUGAUGGGAAGCCAAAGUAUGAUGGGAAAUCAAAGUAUGAUGGGAAAUCGAGGUAUGAUGGGGAAUCAAAGUAUGAUGGGAAAUCAAGGAAUUAUGAGAACUCAAGGCAUUAUGAGUAGCCAAGGUAUGCUGGGAAAUCAAGGGAUGAUAGGUAAUCAAGGAAUGAUGGGUAAUCAAGGGAUGAUAGGAAACACAGGAAUAGUUGUACCUUCUCAAGGAAUAAUGAACAGUUCGUUUAAUCAAGUGAAUUUACUAAGUAAUACUAAGAAUGGUGUGAUGAAUCCAAGUAGUGGGAUGAUGGGAAGCUUCGGAGAAAUAGGUCAACAAACUGCAAUGUCACAAGGCAACCAAAAGCCAGUAAACUCUUCCACAUCUGCAUCAAAUGAUUUAGCGGAUUUACUUGGUUAACACAGAUAUGAUUAAUUAAUAGUCUUGUGUUUAAAUACAUUUUUUUAUAUUCAUUGAUAUGGUUAAAAUGAUCCUGCUCAUGUUUAAAAUAUAGCCAUAGCUCUCAAUAUUAAUAUUACCUUAUUUUUGUGAAUUUAAGCUUAUAAUAUUAUACAGACCACAUAUUAAGUCUCAUCUCAAACCAUAUACACUUUAUUUUAUUAAAUGUAUUUGUUAUUAAGGUAAUUUAUAAAGUUCAUUAUCAUUGAUUAAUUUUAAUGUUGCUUGAGAAUGAAAUUAAAAAUGUUCAGAUGUUUGUGUGAUAUUAAGGCCUGUUCACACUAUCAAGUCUCAUGUAACAGAUUUGUGUGAUUUUGCCCUUAUAUGGGCCACAACCAUAUAU